AUGGGAGAAGCAAGCUCGGAUGAUCUUUGCCAUUGUCAAGGGUGUCUUGGCAAGUACACCCUACUCAGAGAUGAAGAGAACCCGCAGCUGGCAAGGUUUGAGAGACGGCUUCCUUGCUUUGGUUGCGGAAUAGGAUGGUCCUCAUUUCUUUUAGGUUUCUUGUGUCCAUUGCUUUGGUACUAUGCAACGACCCUUUACUGCUGCAAGUACUACAAUAGGGAUCCCCGAGAGCGCCCGGGUCUUGCUGCCUCUGCUAUUGCGGCGGCCAUCUUCACUACUGCGGCAACUAUUACCCUCUCCAUCAUUCUGAUAAUCUGGGCACAAAAGUGA
This is a messenger RNA of Triticum turgidum subsp. durum (durum wheat), 330 nucleotides long. Lineage: Eukaryota; Viridiplantae; Streptophyta; Magnoliopsida; Poales; Poaceae. The record is from the annotation of a GenBank genome assembly.